Molecule: messenger RNA, 1110 nt
Organism: Papaver somniferum (opium poppy)
Lineage: Eukaryota; Viridiplantae; Streptophyta; Magnoliopsida; Ranunculales; Papaveraceae
Product: late embryogenesis abundant protein D-34-like
Exons: 3
Coding region: 148-957 (269 amino acids)
Source: RefSeq, a predicted model, not a curated record
CCGAUCCUAAGUUCCAGUCUCCAAAGAAAACAAAACCAAACCUUGCUUUGAUUACCACUCUAUUCACCAGAAAAUCUCAGAUCUACACGUUUAUCUCAUAAUAGACCUACUCUUUUACUAGUAAAUUUUUUUUGAGUCGUUGUAAUCAUGAGUCAGCAACAACCAAGGAGGGCUCAAGGUAAUGAGCAGCAACAAGAACCCGUCAAGUAUGGAGAUGUAUUUCCAGUAUCAGGUGAGUUGGCAUCAAAACCUAUAGCUCCACGAGAUGCAGCAAUGAUGCAGAGUGCAGAGAGUUCGAUACUAGGUCAAACGCAAAAAGGUGGUCCAGCUUCUGUUAUGCAAUCUGCCGCUACCCAAAAUGUAAGAGCUGGUGUUGUUGAUCGUAGUCAAGUUACUGCGGCAGCUGCUGAUCAAGGCGUGACUGUCUCUGAAACUGAUCUUCCAGGUGGUCGUGUUGUAUCUGAAGCAGUUGGAGGACAGGUUGUUGGAAGCUUUGUUCAACCCGGGUUAGCUCAAGGGACGACAGGUAAGGUAGCAUAUGGAGGUAAAGACAUUGACAUUGGAGGAGGAGGAAAGAUUACAAUUGGGGAAGCAUUGGAAGCGACUGCACUAACGGCAGGAGAUAAGCCGGUGGAUCAGAGUGAUGCUGCUGCGAUACAAGCAGCAGAAGUUAGGGCAACCGGACGGAACGUAAUAACUCCAGGUGGUGUUGCUGCAGCUGCUCAAGCAGCUGCUACUUAUAACACUCGUGUUGCGAGAGAUGAAGACAAGACUACACUUGGAGAUGUUCUAACUGAUGCGGCUUUGAAGUUGCCAGCAGAUAAGGAGGCUACGCCUAGAGAUGCAGAAGGGGUGGUGGGUGCAGAAAUGAGAAACGACCCUAAUCUUGCAACACAUCCUGGUGGUGUGGCUGCCUCUGUUGUUGCUGCUGCUAGGCUCAACCAGAACAAUGACUAGGUUGAUGAAAAUACCCAGAAAUCAGUUUCUAGUGAGAAGGGGGAAAAAAAAGAGGAAUGCCAGACUAGCUUUAUAAUGAUGGUGUAGCUAGCAGUCUUGGGGAAGUCUCUCCGUUUCAGUUGUUUACUGUGUAUGUGAAGUUGUAAACCUUUG